Messenger RNA from Aspergillus homomorphus CBS 101889, 1735 nucleotides. RefSeq names its product yippee-domain-containing protein. Gene Ontology annotation, molecular function: ornithine decarboxylase inhibitor activity. The record is from RefSeq and is a predicted model, not a curated record. NCBI's taxonomy places the organism in Eukaryota, Fungi, Ascomycota, Eurotiomycetes, Eurotiales, Aspergillaceae. Bases 233 to 1735 code for a protein of 500 amino acids. The transcript is spliced from 5 exons.
AACCACUCCCCCAGUCUGUCACAUCAUUCAACACAGCAAUUCACUGGUCAACAUCAUCUAAUUCAUUUUCAUUGCGAUAUCCUUCUAAUCCUAAAUCUUCCUCAAUCUAUCUCUCCUCGAGCAGUCUAGUGACCCGGAAAGUCUUCACUAAACCUACGACCUGCGGAAGCUCAGUCAGUGCCAGUCCGAACCGUGUAAUCAGGCCAUUGAUUCUCUCCAACGAACUUCCACCAUGUCCAAAUCAUCAAAUGACAUCAGUAGUAGGCGCUUCCAGUUGCAACAGUGCCUCGAGAGAUCUUUUCAGGCUAGCGUGCUUGCAAGCUGUUACAGUGUGAACACCACCGCCUCCACGGUCACGGGGUUCCACUACUGCACUACAGGGCACAGUGGUAUCCCUGAGGUCCCCUCGGGAUAUAAAUCGCCUUCAUCUCCUCCCCUCGAUCUGUCCCUCCUCCCUGGUCUGGGAGUCAGCUGGUCGGGAAACAGCUUAUCAGAGCAUAAAGGGGAGGCAGCGCAUGCUAUCCCGGAAGAGUGUGAGAGGCUCUUCUGCGAACAUAUGUCAGUGAUUUUCCUUGGUGAGAGGAGAUUCAUUGGACAGGAUUCGCCUGGAAUAGGUGCGUAUCAAAGUCGACCAGCUAUUGCCGAGUCCGAGCACACGCCGAUUCAACAUUGGCUUGAGGUUUUGGACUACACGAAUGACAUCACUUAUCGAGGCUUUGUGGCCAGCACGAGUGAUGGCCAACCAACCGUGUUCGUGUUCUUCGACCAAGCUUUGGGCCACAGCCUUAAAACAGGAUUGGUGGCGUUAUUCGAGCUCGCAAGCAUUAGCAUAUUUGGAUGCUCCCAAAUUGUUGCCUGCAUACCGCGUUCGCGGGAUACAGUUGAGCUCGAAAUAGUCAGGAAUUUUGGGUGGUGUGGAUUUAGCCUGACUACCCUUCAGCAGUGGAGUGUCGGAAAUGCUCCUUAUUCUCUAAGUGAUAGAUGGCUCUUUCUACUCGCCGAGAUAAGAAGUACGAACGCUCAUAGCUUAGCUUUGAUGUUUCCUAAAUUUCUUCUUUAUUCAGGUAUCGUUCGCCCCAAACACCGCGGACUGUCCUCUGAACUCGGCCAGAUACCUUGUUCGGACGAGAGAAACAACAACGGCAAUGAGAGAAUAUUGAAUGGUCAUGUGUCCUGCAUUCGAUGCUCUCAUUGCGCAGCAGAUCUAUGCUUGACAUCGCAGAUAAUUAGCAAGGGCUUCACCGGCCGGCAUGGCCGUGCAUUACUUGUAUCUGCAGAAACGGUUGCCAGUGCAAUUUCUAUUAGUGCAUCUUCUGCAACAACUGAAUGUCUGCCAAAUACCAUCGUACAGAAGCCCGUCUUCAGAAGAUUAGUGACUGGUGCGCACACAGUGAGCGAUAUAAACUGUGCGCUCUGUGGAACGGUGCUUGGCUGGAAAUAUGUCUCCGCAGAGGAGGAAUCACAGCGGUACAAGAUCGGGAAGUUCAUCCUAGAGACUGAGAAGAUUACAAUAUCUUCAGUCUGGGAGUCUGCUGACUUGCCUACUGAUCCUCCUGUUUCAUAUCCCGAAGGGCCUAGGCCCAAAUUAUCGGCAAAACGCAUGGAAUUUGAUAGCCAGGACGAGGAUGAAUGCGAAGACCUUUUCGCAGGAAUCUGGAGUCCUGGCCUUGCCAUGCGCCGAAGAAGUCGCAAACUCGAUCAUGAUUCACCUUUAUCCAGACUCACCCCGUCAUGA